AGAUGAUCCCCCCGCUUUGCCGCCUCAGUCCUCGGUGAAGCGGGUCCUGCCACAGGUCCUCUGCUCUCCCUGUCUCUCCACGACGGGCCUCUUCCACCGAGUACUCAGAGAGAGCCACACGCAGGACCCGAGUCGCCAUCACCAUGUCCUGGCUCACGCUCAUCCUGCUGGGGUUGGUGGCGUUCCUGCUGUACAUGAUGUUCAACCAGCCCGACUCCCGCGGCAUGCCCCCAGGACCAAAGGGCCUUCCACUUGUUGGAAACCUGUUCGACCUGCUGUGGGAGGAUUCGAUUCGCUUCUUUGGCAGGCUGGCGGACGAGUAUGGGCCCCUCUACAGCGUGCAGUUGGGCCUCCGUCGGGUGGUCGUGCUCAACUCCUCGCACUGGCUGACUCAGGCUUUCGUCAGGCAAGGGGACAUGUUCAAUCAUCGUCCCAGGGGCACCGUCCUUAGUUUCAUCAUGGGCGGGAAAGGCAUCGCAGACGCAGAGGACCGCGUGUGGAGAGACUCCCGUCGCUUCACCCUCCACGUGCUCAGGGACUUCGGGAUGGGCAAGCGAUCGGUGGAGCAGUACGUGAACAGGGAGCUGCACGAUUUCCUGGAGGCCAUGGAGAAAAAGGUCGGCCAACCCUAUAACCUGCACUACGACCUAGCCACCUCCGUCCUUAACAUCGUGUGGCACAUGUUCGUGGGCGAGCGGUUUCCGAUGGGCGACAAGAACCUCCGCUGGAUCGUCGACUCGCUCGAGAUGUCUCUCACGCUGGUGGAACAAGGCGGCUUCUUGAACUACACGCCGAUGAUCCAAUUUAUCGGCACAUUCCUGAAGCCGAAAGCCUUCAAGGUCGGCUACAACGUGAAGCAUCGCCUCGACUAUUUCGAAAAGCUGAUCCAUGAACACAAAGCCAACCUGGACAACCCCGACCGCAACUUCGACCUCAUGUUCCAGUACUUAUUGGAACAACGACGACAGAUCGAGCAGGGAAAUACCGAUACUAUCUUCACUGAUGACCAACUCAAGUGGCUAGUGAGCGACCUGUUCAUCGUGGGUCUGGACACCACGGUGACCACACUGCGCUGGUGCACGCUCUUCCUGGUGCGGCAUCCCGAGGUCCAGGAGAAGCUCUUCCAAGAACUGGAUGCGGUUAUUGGCACCGACUGCAUGCCUACGUACGAAGACCGUCUCCGGAUGCCCUACAUGGAAGCCUUCACGACCGAGGUCUUCCGCUUCGGUUCCAUCACGCCCCUGGCUCUCCACGGCAAUCCCGAGGAGACGACCCUCAACGGCUACCGAAUCCCCAAGAGGACGUGGGUCAUUGGAAACAUCUGGGGGAUCCACUGGGACAAGAAGUUGUGGGGAGAUCCAGAGAAUUUCCGACCAGAACGGUUCCUGGACGACGAAGGCCAGAUCAUUCGUUCAGAACACGUUGUUCCAUUCUCUGUUGGCCGCAGAAACUGCCUCGGCGAGUCCCUGGCGAGGAUCGAGGCCUUCCAGUUCCUGACGGCGAUGCUUCAACGGUACAAAUUCACGGUCCCGGAAGGCCACGAGGUCCCCGGCACCGGCUUCCACUGCGGCGUGACCCUGAAUCCGCGCGAGUUCGAAGUCCUACUCACGCCAAGGACCGCCAAAGCUGGAUGAUCCCCGAUCCUCUUCUGUUUAGAGAGCGCGGGACGGUUGGUUUUGGCAGUUUGGGUAAUGGCUCAGUGGUGCACUUUUAUGUAUAUUCAAUAAUGCGUAAAACGAAGGACGAGCCGUGGAGAUGGCGAGGAUAACGUUCCUGAUGUUGAUCAAGCGACUGAUCCAUCGUGAUAAUGACAUUGUAUCUAAUAAACGUUUAUGUGUUUAAAA
Messenger RNA from Penaeus chinensis, 1844 nucleotides. Its product is annotated as cytochrome P450 2U1-like. NCBI's taxonomy places the organism in Eukaryota, Metazoa, Arthropoda, Malacostraca, Decapoda, Penaeidae. Gene Ontology annotation, cellular component: cytoplasm; intracellular membrane-bounded organelle. Gene Ontology annotation, biological process: xenobiotic metabolic process. The transcript has 10 exons. The record is from RefSeq and is a predicted model, not a curated record. Gene Ontology annotation, molecular function: heme binding; iron ion binding; oxidoreductase activity, acting on paired donors, with incorporation or reduction of molecular oxygen, reduced flavin or flavoprotein as one donor, and incorporation of one atom of oxygen. The coding region runs from base 144 to 1634 and encodes 496 amino acids.